AUGUCAAACAGCUAUCAAUCACUCAACAAACAGAUCAAAACCCAUGUCAAAAAACUAGAGACUCCUUUCAAGCUAGAUGAUACUUUACUAGAGAUAUGUGAAGAAUCACUAUCCAAUAAUAACAAUGAAUCAAGACCUUUAAAACCUAGAGAAUUAUCCAAAAUAUUGAAAGAUGCAAACAUCAUACUAGGUAAUGGGUAUCAUCGUUAUUACUCAACACAAGCCAUAUCUCAACUAACUGAACAAAUAUUUAAUCUAAGAGAACAACAACAACUAGAUCAACAGGAUUUAAUAGAUUUCCUAGAGAAUUUAGAACUACCCAUCAAUUUGGAAAGUGAUUUCAAAGUUUAUUCAAUCAAAGAUAUAAUUGAUCAAAUUGAAAAUAUACCGGAAAUACCACAACAACAAGAUGAAGAAAAUGAACAAUUUACACAAUACAAUACAAAGAGACAAGAAAUAUUGAACAAGAUCAGUCAAUUAGAGAAUUUGAAAAAGAAGACAGGACUGGUAAAGAAUUAUAAAAACUUGAUCAACUUGAAAAUAGGUGAACGAUCAAAUAUUCAAAAAAACAUUCAAUCUUCCAAAAACACUGAACUAUCUAAUGAAAUUACAAAAUUAAGAAUCAAUUUAGAAAGAUACAAGACUCUAAAUGAUGCUCAAAAGGAAAAAUUUAAACAACUAUUACAUGAAUAA
This is a messenger RNA of Hansenula anomala, 693 nucleotides long. RefSeq lists its product as uncharacterized. The record is from RefSeq and is a predicted model, not a curated record. Bases 1 to 693 code for a protein of 230 amino acids. Gene Ontology annotation, cellular component: Mis6-Sim4 complex. The transcript is spliced from 2 exons. NCBI's taxonomy places the organism in Eukaryota, Fungi, Ascomycota, Saccharomycetes, Phaffomycetales, Wickerhamomycetaceae.